Messenger RNA from Nematolebias whitei (Rio pearlfish), 3426 nucleotides. RefSeq names its product nesprin-1. The transcript has 8 exons. NCBI's taxonomy places the organism in Eukaryota, Metazoa, Chordata, Actinopteri, Cyprinodontiformes, Rivulidae. The coding region runs from base 1 to 3426 and encodes 1141 amino acids. The record is from RefSeq and is a predicted model, not a curated record.
AUGCUGAAGCUGCUCACGAGGACCACACAUCUCAGAUCAGAGGACAACCUGAGGUGUGGUCACGAGGUCCACGCGGCUCCCGGCUCGGGUUCUGUUCGGGACGGGGAGGCUGGGAGGAGAACUGAUGCUGAAAGUUCAUCCCAGCAUUUGGAAGCACUACAAAAACUUGCAGUAACUCUUGAAGACCAAAAAGGUGUCCUGGACAACCUUAAGGAGCAGAAGCAGAACGUUGUCCAGCAUCUGAACUUGGACGACAAGGAGCUGGUGAAAGAACAAAUCAGCUACUUUGAACAGAGAUGGUCUCAGAUGCAGAACCUCAUCGAAAGAAAAGUCCAGGACUCCGUGGUGACGCUAGAUGACAUGAGACAAGUGGAGGCUCGUCUGAGAGAGGCUCGGGACUGGGCUGAGGAGCAGCAGCCAGCUCUGUCUGAGGCCAUGAAAAUGAGUCCCCCUCCUGAACUAGCUCAGAGCUUCCUGUUUGACCAUUUGAGCAUCUGCAGUGAGCUGGAGGUGAAGCAGCUCCUCCUGGCUCAGGCCAUGGCUGACGCAGAUCGGGUGUUGCCGCGGCUAGGCCUUAGCGAGCGCCAGCACCUGCAGCAGCUGAUUUCUGACACUCAGAUGGAGGUGGAGUCUCUGAGUGUGAAGGUGGUGCAGCGAAGGAAACACCUCAGCAAGGCCUUUACAGAGAGGACACAGUUUCUGAUGGCCGUCAGUCAGUCCAUUUUCUGGGUUCAGCAGAACGAGAAGAAGGCCCAGGCAGAAGAAUACUUUGCUUUGUUACCUGAUGACCUAUCCAAGCAGGUGCGGACAUGCAGGAACAUCCAAAGCAGUCUGAAAGCCUAUCAGAGCGAGCUCACCUCCCUGUGGUCUCAGGGGCGAGACCUGAUGAGAGAGGCCAGCGAGGAAGAGAGAAACGAGAUUCUCACAAAGCUGCAGGAGUUACAAAAUAUCUUCGACAGAACGCUUCAUAGAUGCGGCCAGAAGCUUCAGGAGCUUGAAAAAAUACUUGUCUCCAGGAAGUAUUUUAAGAACGAUUUAGAGAAAAUCUGCCAGUGGUUAAAACAAGCAGACAUUGUAACUUUUCCUGAAAUCAAUCUGAUGGUGAGUGAUAGUGAACUGCAGGCACAGCUGCUGAAGUACCAGCAGAUAAUUGAACAGGCGGUGGAAUACGAGAACCUCCUCCUGACUGUACAGAGAGCGGGUCAGGAAGUGCUGCCCACUCUGAAUGAAGUGGACCACUGCUUCCUGGAUGAAAAACUCAACAGCCUGCCUCAGCAGUACAACAGCAUCUUAGCACUUGCCAAAGAGAAACAGGAGAAGAUCCAGCAGGCCAUUCUUACAAGGAACGAGUACACGUCUUUCAUAGACGUCACUCACAAAGCACUGAAAGAACUCGAGGAACAGUUCAAUAAUCUGGCGACGCAACUCGUCGGGCUACAAACUGAGGAGGUCGUCAGUUUGCAAAGUGAUUACAAAGCUAUUCUGGUAGAUCUCAGCUGCUUGGGUCUGGCCGUGGGUGAACUGAAUCAGAAGAAGGAGGGAUUUCGCAGCACGGGGCAGCCAUGGCGCCCAGAGGAAAUGACACAGCUCGUGAGCCUGUAUAACGGACUAAAGAGAUUAGUGGAACAAAAAGUAGAACAUCUGGAUGAAACUUUAGAGUCGUUUGAGGACCACAAGGCAAUGGCCAUGCAGGUAGACUCUGAGCUAAAGGCCACAAAGGAGCAGCUAGUUAAAGUGAAUGCAGAGACACAGUCAGCCGAAGAGAGGCUGAAGAACUACCACACUCUGGCAGGGAGUCUCCAGAGUGCCGACUCCCACCUGUCGAGGCUCAUGGAGCAGAUGGACACCCUCGCCCCUCGUGUGGACCAAGCAGCUCACGAUGCUUCUAAGGAGCAGGUCAUUUUGUGGCAGGAGGAGCUGCGGUCGUUACAGGCUGCAGUGGGUGAGCUGAUCGAGGAAUGUGAGAACAGGUUCAUCCAAAGUAAAGACUUGGAAACGGAGAUGAAGAGGACCCUGGACUGGCUGCAGCACAUCAGGGACGAGCUCGACUGCGCCGUGAUUGUUGACGUCAGAGUGGAGAAGGUACAAGAGGAGAUCAGGAAGCAGCAGAUAUUGCAAGAAGAAGUGCAGUCCAGACUGAGAAUAGUGGCUGCACUUAGUAGCAGAGAAAAACACGAGUAUAGCAGUGCCAACGAGUUUGUCCCCGCCCACGUUGAUACAAACCUUGAAGAAAUGGCAAAACUGCAGGCAGAUGUUCAAAAAGCCCUGACAGCCAAACAGAUUACCCUGGAAGAAGCCUUGAUGUUGUGUCAGAAGUACCACUUCAGGAUGCAGUCCGCCUGUGAAUGGCUGGAGGACGCCGUGUCUUUCCUUCAGCAAGCUAGCUUGGGGGUCGACGUCGAGAACUACGAGGAGUGCCUCCGGCAGCAGGCAGACAUCAUGUCAACAGAGCAGGAGUUUAUCAUCCAUCUGGAAGAUCUUCAGACACUGCUUCCUCAGCUGGAGAGCCUGGUGAAUCCCGCCGCUAAGGAGCAGCUACGACUGAGUGUGGAGUCGGCAAAGCAGAGAGGAGCAGAGGUCCGAGAUCAGCUCCAGUGUCAUCAGGAUGUCCUGCAGACCUGUGUGGUCCAGUGGAAGUCUUUCCAGGAGUCAAGGCAGACUGUUAUCGAGCUCAUGAACGAGGCCGAAAAGAAGCUGACAGAGUUUUCCACCGCAAAGGCAGCCACGAAUCAGGAGGCCGAAGACAAGCUCGGCAGUCACCGGUCCCUUGUAUCGCUUGUGAAUGGCUUUCAAGACAAGCUGAGUGGUUUGGAGGAACAAGCUGCUCAGCUGGAACUGGUGGGGAGCGACGCCAGCAAGGCCACCAUCAGUCGCUCCAUGACCACCGUGUGGCAGCGCUGGACACGACUGCGCAGCGUGGCACGAGGACAAGAGAGAGUGCUUGAGGACACAGCGCAGGAGUGGAGGACUUUCAGAGAGAAGAUGGUGAAGGUUAGAGGUGUCUCUGAUGAGCUCCAGAGUCGUUUCCCUGACAGUGCUGUGGAGAAGGCUUCCAAAGCCACGCUGCAGUCUUUGUUAGAUCAACAUGAUUUGCUGAGCCAAGACUUGGAGCGGGAGCUCUCCUCCCUGACGCUGCUUCGCCAGUACGCCCUGAGUCUUCUGCACGAUGUGGAAGUGCCUCCUUCACCAACAGCCGACCAGGAGGAGCUGCCCAGCCUGAAGGAGAUCAGAGCUGUCCAGGACCAGAUGGAGAGCCUCUUGACACAGUCCAGAACCAAACGGGCUCAGGCAGCUCAGGAGUUGAGGGAGCGUGAGGAAGUGGAGAAAGAACUCAGUGUUGUGAAAUCCUGGAUCCAGGAGACCAGGGAGCUGCUUCUCAAUCCCACUUCAGAUAUUGAUUCCCUCCUGCAGGAACUUGAGGCAUAA